This is a messenger RNA of Coregonus clupeaformis (lake whitefish), 1056 nucleotides long. Its product is annotated as probable G-protein coupled receptor 139. Gene Ontology annotation, cellular component: membrane. The coding region runs from base 1 to 1056 and encodes 351 amino acids. The transcript has a single exon. Gene Ontology annotation, biological process: G protein-coupled receptor signaling pathway. NCBI's taxonomy places the organism in Eukaryota, Metazoa, Chordata, Actinopteri, Salmoniformes, Salmonidae. Gene Ontology annotation, molecular function: G protein-coupled receptor activity. The record is from RefSeq and is a predicted model, not a curated record.
AUGUCACAACUCAAACCGGGAUGCCAUUCUGUUUCUUCUUCCUCAGCCAAUCUCUUCACAUUCUACAUGAUCUGCUUCCGUACGUGUGGAAUGUCUGACACGGCUAUUAUCUAUCUGAGCUGCUUGGCCAUCAUGGACACCUUCUACCUGGUGUGGGUCAUCCUGCUGGACCUGACGCUCACCUUCUGGCAGCUGCAGCCCUUCUGGCACUCCUACCCGGCCUGCGGCAUCAUGGGCUUCCUGCAGUACGGCUCGCUGUACAGCUCCUCCUGGAUCGUGGUGGUGUUUACCAUUGAACGCUACCUGGUCCUCAGCAGCACGUCCGCCAAGCAGCACUUCUCCCAGGCCAAGGUUACUAGGCUGACCUGUGUGUCUAUCAUCCUGGUCUCCCACCUGGCCUCCGUGCCCAUGGGCUGGAUCAAUGUGGUGAUGCCGAAGAAUUUCACCAUAGAGGGGAAGAAUGUGACUCUGCCCUGGUGUCACUACAGGGGCCAUAUCUAUUCUACCGUCCUGGUGUGGGUUACUACUUUCCUCUCCGGUGGUAUUCCCAUCAUCCUGGUCACCAUCUUCAACUCGCUGAUCGGCCACCACCUGACUCAUGCCAGAAGGAUGUUCACCAAGGAGGAGCGGCGGGUCAUGCGGGGGGGGAGCACCAAGGGCAUGGUGCGGAGGACCAUCUUCCUGCUUGGCACAGUGUCGGUGACCUUCGUGGUGCUCAGCCUGCCACGCUUCGUCACCUACUGUAUCCUGCGCACCAAGUACAACCAUGACUGGUUCGACCGGAACGACUACCGCAUUCCCAUCAACGUGAUUAGUGACCUGGCCAACAUGCUGCAGAACCUCAACUCCACCACCAACUUCCUGCUCUACUGCAUGGUGAGCCGGCGCUUCCGCCAGGAGCUGCUCCACACGCUCACCUGCAAGGCCAAGGCCCGAGAGCUGGGCUCCUUCCUCACCCAGACCACAAUGAAGGUGUUCUCUGUGGUGGACCAUAAAACACAGCCGACCAGAGACCACGUCACUGUAGUCCUCACCAACCUCAAACAGAUCCAGUAG